AGUUUGCAGAGAGAGGUUUUGGGUGUAGGGAGCAUAGUUUUGUGUUGGUGGAAGAAGGUCCCAUCCUGAGAAGAAUCCUCUCUCUCCCCUUGGAGGAUGCACAGGGCUAACCAGCAGCUGACAAUAUAAAUUACCUUUAGCUGUGUUACCAUCUAUAAGAGUGGUCAUGGCCCAGCUACAGAUGCUGUGUUUGCUGCUCUGCAUGGUCUUUGGAUCACUCUCAGCACAGAAUGGAGACCCCAAGUCAUGUGCAGAUAAGACCAAUUGUCCGAUCAACGUGUACUUCCUCAUUGACACAUCUGAAAGUAUAAUUCUGCAGACUGCUCCGAUCCAGACCCUUCUGGACCAAAUGAAGCGUUUCAUUCCAGCCUUCCUGGGGAAGUUGGAGAACGUUGCAUACCUAGACCAGGUGUCUCUGAACUGGAAAUAUGGAGGUUUGCACUACUCUGAUGAGGUCCAGGUCUACAGCAAAAUCACAGAAGACAAAAACGAAUACAUCGCCAACCUGCGCAAAGUCCAAUAUAUCGGACGGGGCACCUUUACGGAUUGCGCCAUCUCUAACAUGACCGCACAGAUUCUAGCUCAGACUCAAGGACAGACAAACGCCGUGAACUUUGCGGUGGUGAUCACAGAUGGUCAUGUGACAGGAAAUCCUUGCGGAGGGGUGAAGAACCAGGUGGAGAGGGCACAAGGUGCUGGUAUCAAGUUCUUCUCAGUGGCUGCAAGUCGUGACGUUUAUGAGUCCGGCCUACGGGAGAUUGCCAACACACCGUACGAGCUGUUCAGAAAUUCAUACUCCGUAACCAAUCCAAAAGACCAGACUGAGCUCAAUCAGGAGACCAUUGAUAAAAUUAUUCAAGUUAUGAAACAUGAGGCUUACGGAGAGUGUUAUAAACUGAGCUGUCUCGAGAUUCCAGGACCUUCUGGUCUUCCUGGGCAGAAAGGACAGAAGGGAGCCAAAGGAAAUGCAGGUGAACCAGGAGCCACUGGUCUUAAAGGACGACAGGGAGACCCUGGAAUUGAAGGACCUAUUGGAUAUCCUGGAGCUAAGGGUGUUAUAGGGCUCAAGGGUGAAAAGGGAGAUUACGGUACAGAUGGAAGGAAGGGACUAGCUGGGCUCCAUGGAAGAAAUGGUACAGACGGACAGAAGGGCAAAGCUGGUCGGAUUGGCUCCCCUGGCUGUAAAGGAGACCCCGGAGACAAGGGUCCUGAUGGAUACCCAGGAGAUGCAGGAACCCGAGGUGAAAAUGGAGACCCUGGAGUAAAGGGUGAUCCCGGCCGACCUGGGCGUAGCGGUCUUCCAGGGAAUUUUGGAGAGAAAGGCGAUAAGGGUCCUCAAGGAAAUCUCGGAGCUCCAGGGUCCCCAGGUGUGAAAGGGGGUAAAGGAGGAGCUGGGGUGCCAGGACCGAAGGGAGAGCCAGGUCGUAGAGGAGAUCCUGGUAACAAAGGAAAUGCAGGAACCGAUGGCCCCAAGGGAGAGAAGGGAGAUCCUGGAUCAGAGGGUCCACGAGGUCUCGGCGGGGAAGCUGGUGUGAAAGGAGGAAAGGGUGAUCGCGGGGCACCUGGGCCGAGGGGAGCACAAGGAGUUGUUGGCGUAGCCGGCAGGAAUGGUUCACGCGGCGACCCAGGUGACAUGGGUGAAAGAGGUAAUCCAGGCCAAGUAGGACCUAAGGGAGACAGAGGAAGACCAGGCAUCAGUUACCCAGGACCACGGGGCUCUUCAGGUGAUAAGGGCGACAAGGGACCCCCAGGACCACUGGGAGGCCGAGGUGACUUUGGACUUAAAGGAGCACCUGGACCCAAAGGCGGGAAAGGAGAGCCUGGCGACCCAGGACUUCCAGGAGAGCCAGGCACACGAGGACCAUCAGGCGGCCUUGGAUCUCCGGGUGACAUUGGACCUCCAGGUGACCCUGCCUUGACGGAAUGUGAUGUCAUGACAUACGUCCGAGAGACAUGUGGAUGCUGCGACUGUGAGAAGCGCUGUGGUGCUCUGGAUAUCGUGUUUAUAAUUGACAGCUCUGAGAGUAUCGGUUACACCAACUUUUCUCUGGAGAAGAACUUCGUCAUCAACGUCGUGAGCAGACUGGGAUCCAUUGCCAAAGAUCCAAACUCUGAGACAGGUGCCCGAGUUGGCGUUGUCCAGUACAGUCAUGAUGGAACUUUUGAAGCCAUUCAGCUGAAUGACCCCCGCAUUGACUCUCUAUCAAGCUUCAAGGAGGCAGUGAGGCGCCUGGAAUGGAUUGCUGGAGGAACGUGGACACCAUCCGCUUUGAAGUUUGCUUACGACAACCUGAUCAAGGAGACGAGACGCGACAAAGCCAAAGUUUUCGCAGUGGUGAUCACCGAUGGGCGCCACGACCCAAGAGACCCCGAUGAUCGUCUGCAGUCGUUGUGUGGUGGGAAUGUCACAGUGAAUGCUAUUGGUAUUGGUGACAUGUUUAACAAGGAAGAUGACGGCGAGACCCUGACUUCUAUCGCCUGCGACAAUAAGCAGCAAGUCCAGAAGAUGAAACUCUUCUCCGAGCUCGUAGCUGAUGAGUUCAUAGAUAGUAUGGAGGAACAGCUGUGUCCAGACCCUCAGAUUGUGUGUCCGGAUCUGCCCUGUCAAGCAGAGCUUACAGUUGCUCAAUGCACACAGCGACCAGUGGAUCUUGUCUUCCUUCUGGAUAGCUCUGAGCGAAUAGGAAAACAUAACUUCCAACAAGCGGCAGCCUUUGUAGAAACCGUAGCUAGACGACUGACUCUAGCAAGACGGGAUGACGACCCUGCUAAUGUUCGUGUAGCCCUGUUACAGUAUGGUGGAAAAGAUGAACAAGCUGUGGUAUUCCCACUUAGUUUUAAUAUAACACAGAUUUCCCGAGGGCUAGAACGUCUCACUUACUAUGACUCCUCGUCCAGUAUCGGGAAUGCUAUCCUCUAUGCCAUCAACAACAUCCUGAAUGACAAGACUAGAGGUGCAAGAGGGUUUGCAGAGACAUCCUUUGUCUUUAUCACUGAUGGUGUGACUGGUGUUGAUGGGCUGGGGGAGGCUAUCACAGCCAUGAAAAAGAGUAACGUGGUCUCUACUUUGGUGUCUGUGGGAAAGGACCUGGAUAUGCAGGUUCUAAAGCAACUUAGUUUAGGUGAGGGAGCUGCCAUCUUCAAAGAACACGAUUAUGCCAGGCUGACUGAAAGUUCAUAUAUGGACAGGUUUGUGCGUUGGGUGUGCUGAGCACAAUCCGGGUAUUGUCAAGCAAUGAGAAACCACAGAUCUCCCAGCAUAACGCGUUUCACCCUGUGCACAAUGCUCUGCUCUCAACAGUCAAAUGUAUUAUUUUUUUAUUGCAAUACCCAGUGGAAGAUUCACUAUACCCUAUUUGUCUAAAUCGGUUUAUUGAUUCAGACCGUAUUAAUGUAGUAGCAAAAUAAUUAGUUUGUCAGCCUUGUGUAUGGGGUAAAGUCGGGCAGUGCUGGAAGAUCUGUAAACAAAUCUCUUUAAUUACUAUGUUAUCCUAUGAUGGAGAAUAACCAGAUAUCAUAUACAGUACUAGCAUAGUAAUUGGAGAGCAUUUUGUCAUGUUUCCAUGUAUCAUGAGCUGUGAGUGACAAGGAUACGUUCAAAUAUAAACUGACACACAGAUGCUUAACAACAUAGAAAUACUUUAAUUAAUGAGGUCAUAUUUCACCCAGCUUGGAUGGGGAAAAACACAUGAAUCAUAAACAGACACACAAAAACAUAAGUCAGAGAAGAUACAAAUACAGAUGUGUUCACAUACACUUAUUCUCAAAUCACGCCAAAUAGCCCCGUUUAGAGCGACUAAUCCGAACUGGCUAGUACUCUAUAAGGGAACUAGGACAGAAAAUUGAGGAAAAAGUACCAAAAUUAAGGAAAAGACCCACAUUCUAGGGUAAACAGGCAGAAGAGGACCGAUAGGAGUGACCUGCACCAUGCACCAGUAUUUAUCUGCGACUUUAUACCAAUACCUUUGCAACAACAAAAAAUGAAUCCUAAGUGGGGAAUCCAGUUGCGGGCAAAGGGUGUGACUUUGAACUCCGCUGCAAGAGCACCUCAUCUCGCAAGCUCCCGCAGCCCGUCUCCCCCCAUAUUGCACAAUAUUUUACGCAGUCGUAUGGGGCUAUGAACAACAUAGUGCAAGUCUGAGCUGCCGUAAAAAGUGGGGCUGUUGCCGCACUAACUUGCAGCGGUGAAAACAUUGCCCGCAAUUGGAUAAGCCCAUAAGAAUCUCGUACACUUAAGACACAAAGGUGAGAAAAAUGUAGCAAAAUUGAGGAAAAAGUGAGCAGUACGAUAAUCAUUACACGUGGGUCGCACCAUGCAUUAUGCACCAUAUGGCGCAAAAAGUAUAACUGUAUGAGGACACAUCUGUAUAAAUCUACACUCGCAGUCUAGUGGGUCUGACAAUUUUUUUCCUGGAAUUGGAAUAUUUGGUGUUUUAAUAUUAUAAUUUAGGGAAACAUUUCUGAGUGUGACAUAGAUCAGCUACUGUACAUCGGCACACUCACAGUGUCACACUCAAAUGUGGUCAGUGUCACACUUGUGAAACUCUCACAUGGUGCUAAUAGCAGGUCCUAUAUCAGGGUAUCCUACAUCUUAAACCUGUGGCAGGGGAGGGAAUGGGGCAAGAUUUGGUUACAUAGAAUCGUAUUUUUGUACAUUGGAGAGAGGGGAUCGUGCCCCGCCAAACAGUUUGUUGUCAAAUGAAGCAGUGACCCUGGAAUUAGGGGACUGCUGUUUAUUUGUCCUGGAACAUACUGCUGUAACAACAAUAAAAUGUUCUCCUGUCA
Messenger RNA from Pseudophryne corroboree (corroboree frog), 4785 nucleotides. It is a transcript of the gene COL6A2, whose product is annotated as collagen type VI alpha 2 chain. The transcript has 28 exons. The record is from RefSeq and is a predicted model, not a curated record. Lineage: Eukaryota; Metazoa; Chordata; Amphibia; Anura; Myobatrachidae. The coding region runs from base 167 to 3211 and encodes 1014 amino acids.